Ilex paraguariensis (yerba mate) is the source of this 806-nucleotide messenger RNA. The record is from the annotation of a GenBank genome assembly. NCBI's taxonomy places the organism in Eukaryota, Viridiplantae, Streptophyta, Magnoliopsida, Aquifoliales, Aquifoliaceae.
GAGAGAGAGAGAGAGAGAGAGAGAGAGAGAGAGGGGAGGGAUACCCGACAAAUUCUUGGCCACGUUGAGACUAGGGGACUCAAAUGAUUACAUAUCUCCGUCACAGGGUUGCGUUGUUUCUCUUGAGGCUAGUUCCACAAGGCAAGACAAAUCACAGAACCUUGAGAAAGUUGGGACUGCACUAAACGAGGACAUGUAUAUAAAUGAUAGUUUAUAUGUGGCAUGCUUUGUGAGUAAUUGUGGUUUCUUAUUGGUUCCUCUAACUUCAAAAUUCUUGUUCCCUGCAGUCCGAAGGAUACUCUUUGGACGGAGGUGAGACUAUUCUCGAAUUGAAGGUUUAUUAUUCAAAGAAAAUGCUGACUGAUGCAAUUCAUUGGGAUUUUUUUUUAUAUGUUGAUCAUAUGCCUAACCUACACAAGAAGAAUAAGGAUGUGAAAACCCUAUUGCAAUAUUAAUUAACGACUUGCAUUCUUGGGAAUAUACAUUUUUCCGCCUAUUAUGAUUUGUUCUCUUUUGUUUUUUUUGGGUGGUUGUGAUUAUCAUUCCUUAUCCCAAAUUGCUUUCUAUAAAUCUUGAACCAGUGUGGCCUUUCUAUAUACAGGGGACUUCUUUCACCAUUCUUACAAUUCUGGACCAAAAUACUGGAACAUUCAUUGGCACAUGCGGUAAUAAUGCUUGUGUACUUUCAAGUUGACAUGUCAAUUUAUAGAGGACUACCCGAAUAAACCACCAACAGUGGAAUUUAUCUCCCAAAUGUUUCAUCCAAACAGUUUAGUAUCUCAUGUUAGUAAAAGCGUUUCCAUAUG